Cryphonectria parasitica EP155 is the source of this 1074-nucleotide messenger RNA. RefSeq lists its product as uncharacterized. The coding region runs from base 1 to 1074 and encodes 357 amino acids. Gene Ontology annotation, cellular component: nucleus; transcription factor TFIIH holo complex; transcription factor TFIIK complex. The record is from RefSeq and is a predicted model, not a curated record. NCBI's taxonomy places the organism in Eukaryota, Fungi, Ascomycota, Sordariomycetes, Diaporthales, Cryphonectriaceae. Gene Ontology annotation, biological process: positive regulation of transcription by RNA polymerase II; protein phosphorylation. The transcript is spliced from 2 exons. Gene Ontology annotation, molecular function: ATP binding; RNA polymerase II CTD heptapeptide repeat kinase activity; cyclin-dependent protein serine/threonine kinase activity.
AUGAUGGACCUCGCUGAGCAGAUCAACCUCGAGGAGCGGAGGAAGUAUGUCAAAGGCAAGAAGCUUGGUGAGGGUACCUACGCCAUUGUAAACCUGGGCCAUGCCCGCGCCGACCCCUCCCAACUCGUCGCCAUCAAGAAGAUCAAGAAGCAAAAGGAAUAUGCAGAGGGUCUCGCCCCCGAUGCCGUCCGCGAGCUGAAGCACCUCCAGGAGCUCUCCCACCCCAACAUCAUCUCGCUGCUCUCCGUCUUCUCCACCAAGGACCAGAACCUCUGCCUUGUCCUCGAAUACCUCCCCCUCGGCGAUCUCGAGAUGCUCAUCCGCGACCAGGACGGCAUCCGCUACGGAACGGCAGACAUCAAGGCCUGGAUGGGCAUGCUGACGCGGGCCGUCUGGUUCUGCCACGAGAACUACAUCCUCCACCGCGAUAUCAAGCCCAACAACUUGCUGAUCGCGGCCGACGGCGAGGUCAAGCUGGCGGAUUUCGGUCUCGCGCGCAGCUUUGCGGACCCGUGGGGGAUCAUGACCUCCAACGUCAUCACGCGGUGGUACCGCCCGCCCGAGCUUCUCUACGGCGCCAGACACUACAGCGGCGCCGUCGACGUGUGGAGUGUGGGCACGGUCAUGGCCGAGAUCAUCGUCCGCGUCCCGUACCUCCCCGGCAACACGGAGCUGGACCAGAUCCAGCUCAUCUGCGACCGCAUCGGCACGCCGACCGAGGAGGUCUGGCCCGGCGUGAGCAAGCUUGACGGCUACGUCCAGCCGGAGCGCGUCGUGCCCCCUCAGCCCAGGGCCAACUUCCUCCAGACCUUCGGCACCGUCGGCGACGAGGGGGUCGACCUGCUAUGCAAGACGCUCAUCCUGGACCCCAAGAAGCGCAUCACCGCGAGGGAGAUGCUCGAGCACCCCUGGUGGCGUGUGGAGCCGCGGCCCACCCGGAAGCAGGACCUGCCCCGGAAGGGCGGUGGCGAGGAGAAGAUGGGCGCUGACCUCAAGAGGCGCCCGGGCGUGGUCGAUGAGGACCGGGGUGGCAAGGUGGCGCGAAAGUUGGACUUUGGAGGCGCCAAGAAAUAG